Molecule: messenger RNA, 498 nt
Organism: Mus caroli (Ryukyu mouse)
Lineage: Eukaryota; Metazoa; Chordata; Mammalia; Rodentia; Muridae
Product: interleukin-3-like
Biological process (GO): immune response
Cellular component (GO): extracellular region
Molecular function (GO): growth factor activity; interleukin-3 receptor binding
Source: RefSeq, a predicted model, not a curated record
AUGGUUCUUGCCAGCUCUACCACCAGCAUCCACUCCAUGCUGCUCCUGCUCCUGAUGCUCUUCCACCAGGGACUCCAAGCUUCAAUCAGUGGCCCGGGUACCCGCCGUUUAACCAGAACGUUGAAUUGCAGCUCUAUUGUCAAGGAGAUUAUAGGGAAGCUCCCAGAAUAUGAAGUCGAAACUGUUCAUGCAAGAGCCCUGAGGGAUAAGACCUUUCGGAGAGUAAACCUGUCCAAAUUCCUGGAAAGCCAAGGGAAAUUGGAUCCUAAGGACAAAUAUGUUAUCAAGUCCAAUCUUCAGAAACUUAACUGUUGCCUGCCUGCAUCUGCGAAUGACUCUGCGCUGUCAGGGGUCUUCAUUCGAGAUCUGGAUGACUUUUGGAAGAAACUGAGAUUCUACAUGGUCCACCUUAACGAUCUGGAGACAGUGCUAACUUUUAGACCACCUCAGCCUGCAUCUGGCUCCGUCUCUCCUAACCGUGGAACCGUGGAAUGUUAA